AUUUUGAUUUAUGGCUGCAGUGCGAAUCGAGACGUAAUCGAAACCUCGAGAGCUUCGAAUCGAGAGUGCAUCACGAAAUACACUCUCACAAAUAUUUAAACGUGAUAAAGAAUUCCCCGACGAUAAUUAAUGAACAGCGAGACGACGCAGUUUACACAAAGAUAAUAUUAUAGCAUAAUUACAAGAGAGACGUUAUUGUUGAAGAAAGAUCACGCAAAGCGAUCGAUUAUUAUUAUAACGAAACGUCAGUCUGUGUCAAUCAGCGAGAAAGAGCCUCACGUUUCCGAUUUGCUUCAUCUAUCAUCUUAAAUGAUGCGAGAAUGGAUGCACAAGAUAAUUCGUCGAGCAAAACUCGCGAAAGGAUGUGUUAUUAUCAGCCUUGGGGCUCGAUAGAGGAUGGCCGGAUAGAAUUCGAAACUUUAACAGACGAGACCUUGCAGGGUGCUCUUGACGUGAUAAGGAAGAGCUUCUGCGUCCAUGAGUCGGUGUGUAAAGCCGUAGAGUUGAUGUCUGAACCAGGGGCAUCCGAGGAACUCAUAGAACUUUGUCUAAACGCGGCCAAGGACGGUGUCACUGUAGUGGCUAUCGAUAUUAUCACGAACGAGGUUGUUGGCGUCUGCUUUAAUAAACUUCAAGUAUACAGUGACAGCUCGGAGAAGAGUUUCUUUGAGCAAUUCCGCGACAAUUGCAAAUAUGAGUCGUCCAAGUAUUUGAUGAACUUAAUGAUAGACGUGGACUCGAGGAUAAAUCUUUUCAAGCAUUACAAUGUCCAUUGUAUCCUCGAGCUCAUGUUCUUGGCGACUCUUCCUGCCUAUGGAAAACGAGGAAUAGGUGAGUCGUUAAUCGCCUCAUCAUUAGCGCUCGGCAAAGAACUGAGACGCGACAAAAUCAAGAAGAUACCCAUCACGAUAAAUGGCAACAACGAGUUGACAAACGCCGACAAGGUGCCGACCUUGGCUUCCGCGAUCAUGACGUCCAGUUACUCGCAACGAAUCGCCACAAAACUCCACUUCAAUCAGUUGAUUGAAGUUUCCUACGACGAGUUUGAAUUCAAUGGUAAAAAGUUUAGCGAGAAACUAGAAAAAGAGAAACAGAAAAAGUGCACCUUAGUGGCCAAGAUAAUACACGCAGUAUAGUUGUUCAUCGUGCAAUUUUGGCGUUUCCGCAAACAAAAAUUACAGAUUUAUGAACGACGUCUUUGCAUUCUGACUAUAUCCCUAACUCUCACUAUCAGAUUUUCAUGUUACACAUUUAAAAAAAUUAUAAUAUAGUAUAUCAACAUAUAAUAUAUAAUAAUAUCCAUUUAUCAUGUUUAUAUAUAUGUAAUAUAAUUUCGUAAGUACAUAGUAGAUAUAGUAAGAUCUAAUUUUAUGUAAGCUUUCAAAGUUAUAUAUAUGCAAUAGAAAAAUUAAAGAAGCGCGUAAGUCAUUCUUCUGCACCUUCAGAAUGCAUGGAACAGUCAAUGAAUGAUUUAUAAUUUCACAUUGUUUGUCGAAGAAAUAUCUUGUAGCAAAAUAAACUAAUAAUGUCAGAGCGCAAACAACA
Molecule: messenger RNA, 1545 nt
Organism: Nylanderia fulva
Lineage: Eukaryota; Metazoa; Arthropoda; Insecta; Hymenoptera; Formicidae
Molecular function (GO): N-acetyltransferase activity
Source: RefSeq, a predicted model, not a curated record